AUGGCGCCGCUCCCCGACACGGGCGACGAGCGCCAGUCGCGUCGCGCCGAGCGCCAGUACGGCUCGGGCGAGAAGGGCGGCAACGGCGGUGGGAGCGCGCCCGGGAGCGGGUACAACACGCCGCGCUCGCGCAGCCAGGAGCGCUCGCGCGGCGGCGGGCUCGGCAACUGGGCGGGCCCCGGCCAGAACAACUCGCCGUACGGGCGCCUCGGCGACUCGAACCAGGCGAGCGGGUACACGUCGGCCGCGAGCAGCAACCCGAACCUCCAGUUUGCCGACGGCGACUUCAUCCCGACCAACGGCAACUGGUUCUCGCGCGCCUUCUUUGCCGUCCUCAACUCGCACUACAUCGUCCGCUGGAUCAUCUACAUCGUCCCCGUCCUCGCCCUCCUGUGGAUCCCCGGCAUCGUCCAGUUCACGGCCAAGCCCGACGCCAAGGUCUGGUCGGUCCCGCUCAAGUGGUGGUCGUGCUGGUUGACGGUGGUCUGGGUCGGCUGGUGGGCCGCCGCGCUCAGCGCCCGCAUGGCUCCUGCCGUCCUCACCCGCACGCUCGGCAUCGUCGCGCCCGAGCUGCGCCACUACAUCGCCUACCUCAAGGCAGUCCGCUUCUACGUCGGCCUCGCGGGAUGGGCUCUCGCCAUGUGGAUCUCGUUCUUGCCCCUCGUCAACGGUCGCGCCGUUCGUGGCUCCGACGGCACCGUGCCGUCCCAGUCGACGCUCAGCCUCAUCACGCAGGGCCUGUUCGGCAUCUUCCUCAACCUCGUCAUCCUCCUCGUCGAGAAGCUCAUCGUCCAGAUCAUUGCCCACAACUUCCACAAGCGCUCGUACGAGGACCGCAUCGUCGAGCAGAAGUUCCAGAUCUCGUCCCUCAUCGCCCUCUACCUCAACUCGCGCGACAUCGGCCGGUCCGACACGCUCGACGGCGCCAUGGGCCGCCCGCGCAACAAGCGCCAGACGUCGGACCCGACGCUCCUCAUCAAGAAGGCGCUCAAGGGUGCGCAAAAGGCCGCCCAGACGGCGACGACCGUCAUCGGCACCGUCGCGAGCGAGAUUGCCGGCGAGCGCGUCCUGCAGCCCAACUCGCCCCCGUCGAUGGUGACGAGUGCGCUCCAGAGCGCAAACAAGACCAAGCAGCUCGCGAGGCGCAUCUACUACUCGUUCGCGCCCAAGUACCGCGACGGCAUGGUGCUCGCCGACAUCUCGAGGUGCUUCAGGUCGCGCGAGGAGGCCGAGCGGGCCUUCGCCAUCUUUGACCGCGACUCGAACGGCGACGCGACCCUCGAGGAGGUCGAGAUGGCCUGCCUCGACAUCCACCGCGAGCGCCAGGCUCUCGCCCGCAGCAUGCGCGACAUCGACUCGGCUGUCGGCAGGCUCGACAACAUCCUGAUGACCGUGUGGUACAUCGUCGCCCUCUUGAUCGAGGCCGGCCUCCUCAACGCGAGCUUCAACACGAUGAUCGCGAGCGCCGGCACCUUCAUCCUCGGCCUGUCCUGGCUCAUCGGGACGACGAUGCAGGAGAUCCUCGCGUCGAUCAUCUUCCUCUUUAUCAAGCACCCGUACGACGUCGGCGACCGCAUCUCGAUCGACGCCGUCGACUACAUCGUCCUCGAGAUGCACCUCCUGUCGAGCAUCUUCAAGAAGGUCGACGGGACCGUCACGCAGGCGCCGCACUCGCUCCUCAACACCAAGUUCCUCCUCAACUACCGCCGCUCGGGCCCGAUCUGGGAGAGCUACACGUGGGACGUCGACUUUGGCACGCCGCUCGAGAAGAUCGAGGCGCUGCGUGCGCGCAUGCUCGAGUUCCUCGAGCAGGAGCGCCGCGACUUUAUCCCCGCCAUCGACAUCAGCAUCGUCGACUUUGCGUCGCAGGGCAAGCUCACGCUCUCGGCGCCGAUCAACUACAAGAGCAACUUCCAGAACGGCGCCCUCAAGACGCAGCGCCGCAACAAGUGGAUCGUCAGCCUCAAGACGGCGCUCGCCGAGCUCGAGAUCUACGGUCCCGCCGGCGCCGGCGACCCUGCGCCGGCCGCCGCCGACCCGGUCCUGUACACCCAGGUGCCGUGGGACGAGGUCAAGGCCAAGGCGGCCGAGGCGGCCAAGGCGGCCGACAAGACGCACGAGGAUGCGCGCGAGCACGACCCGGCGUUCAAGCGCGCGAGCGGGUUCGCCGAGGGCUUCAUCAGCCAGCGCGAGGUCGAGGACGAGGAGGCCGGCAAGGGCAACGGCGCGCUGCGCUCGCGUGCUGGCGGUGCUCCGCCGGCGUCGUAGAGCGGCGGCGCAUGCCCGUCGAGCGAGGACGGGAUCAGGAGGAGCGAGUCGAGGAGGCGCGAGCGGGACCGGGAGGAGGAGAGGGAGGGCCCAACAGACACUUCGCAGGAGACGCUUGAUGCGCUCUUCGAUGCGCGCAUUUGCUGCAUGCACAUAGAGCUUGACCAGUCCGCGUUGUCGAG
This is a messenger RNA of Rhodotorula graminis WP1, 2450 nucleotides long. RefSeq lists its product as uncharacterized. The transcript has 10 exons. Gene Ontology annotation, molecular function: calcium channel activity; calcium ion binding. Lineage: Eukaryota; Fungi; Basidiomycota; Microbotryomycetes; Sporidiobolales; Sporidiobolaceae. The record is from RefSeq and is a predicted model, not a curated record. Gene Ontology annotation, biological process: intracellular calcium ion homeostasis; calcium ion transmembrane transport. Bases 1 to 2268 code for a protein of 755 amino acids. Gene Ontology annotation, cellular component: membrane.